UAAUAGAUCACGACCUGACUCCCGACGACCCUCUAAAGAACAAGAGAAUGGAGAACCUAGAGCAGAAUUGUAUGCCCGACAUAAAAACGGUCACAGGAGGGAGUCCUACCAACCUCAUAGACCAGAUAAAAACCUCAGAAGAAAAUCUCACGCAGACCUUCUUGUUCCAACAUCACAGUCAAGAAGAUAUUCACAGCAGGUUGAUGUUAAUGUAAACGGUAUCACGAUAUUUAACGAAGGACACAUGUACAGCUCGCAUAACAAGGAACGUAGAGUAAGAUCAAAAGAAACAGUGAGAGAAGAAAGAAGAGGUUCCAGGGACCGGGUGUUUAAAGAGGAAGAGGGAAGAAGAAAUUCCCGGGACCAGUUAAUUGAUGGAGGUGAAAGAAGAGGUUCCAGGGACCUUAGAAAUUCAAGGGAUCAUCUACAUGCAUCCAAGGAGCAGCUAAAAGAAUCUCUUAAAGCAACGGUGCUUUUGGAUCCAUAUCAGAAAAGUGGAUCAAGGCAUGGAUCAAGCGAAAAGCUGCUUGGAUCAAUGCAACCAAAAAUAAUGGAUGAGUUUGAUACCGGAAACGAGAAUACAGAUACGGAAUCAAGCCUGAGUAAACCAGACAGAGAGGUUUCACACCAAGAGCAAACAUAUUCAGGAGUAUAUUCAGAAGAUGACAGUGGACAGCACGGCAACAAUAUUAGAUCCUCUGAGAACCAAAAGCUAGCUAACCAGCCCCUUAAUUCUACCGAUCUCAAGUUGUACAAGAAAAAUCCUCCAAAGGUUAGCGGAACCCUGCCGCGGAUAAGCGGAACCCCGUCUAACAGUUUGGAUGUUAAAGAGGAUGGAAACCUAGCUUUUCUAGCACGGAGACAUAAACAAAGGAGAUCUUCACUUCUACCAACUGAAACGGAGAGAACAUAUCCUAUAGCCAAUCAGCGGAGAAGGAACUCCAGUACAGUGCUCAUUAUCAGCCCACCCUCAAACCCAGAUUGCUCUCCGAUAUUUAUAAACAAAGAGGAUGGAUUAGCAAGAUACUAAAGAAGCUGGAAUAUCAAAAUGUACACUAAAAUAAUAUAAAUCCAAUAAAUAUAUAUAUUGUACUAUA
Molecule: messenger RNA, 1097 nt
Organism: Eurytemora carolleeae
Lineage: Eukaryota; Metazoa; Arthropoda; Copepoda; Calanoida; Temoridae
Exons: 12
Coding region: 245-1030 (261 amino acids)
Source: RefSeq, a predicted model, not a curated record